Molecule: messenger RNA, 1485 nt
Organism: Hevea brasiliensis (rubber tree)
Lineage: Eukaryota; Viridiplantae; Streptophyta; Magnoliopsida; Malpighiales; Euphorbiaceae
Product: deSI-like protein At4g17486
Exons: 5
Coding region: 493-1233 (246 amino acids)
Biological process (GO): protein deubiquitination
Molecular function (GO): deubiquitinase activity
Source: RefSeq, a predicted model, not a curated record
UUAUUUGAAAAUCCCAUUUCUAUCUCCACAGCUGAAAGGAUGUCUUCCCCUGUGAUUUAGCACUCAAAAGUUAAAAUUUAGUGUUGCAAGCUUAGACCCAGACUGACACUCCCAGGGAGUUUCAAUUUGCCCUUGGGCUUUUCCUCUCUAAAUUUUUCUCCUUUGUUCUUUUCUACCAGAGAUGAGUGAGUGCUUCAGAAUCAACUAGGCCCCCUUUGUUAAUUUUUUUUUAAAUUAUUUUAGCUGGUAUUAUUGCUUUCAACUUGGUGAUUCUUUUGAAUAUCGCUUCAUGGGCUCUAAUGGCUGCUACUCUUUCUAAAUUUAUAAGCCUUUAAAGCAGCAGCAUCAUUCCAAGAGGUGGAAAUUACUUUGGCACAAUCAUUUGAGGAGAAAUUUGUAGAUUGAUUGCUAGUUGAUAAGAGAGCACAAUUUUACACUUAUCAAAGUUGGUGACAGCAAUUAAUUGAAUUCUGGCCUUCCCCUUAAGGAAAUAUGAAAUUUGGUUCAAAGAAAGGAUGGAAAUCCAUUGUGCCCCUUCGUUUGAAAGGCAAAUCAGCCACCCGCUUCUUUUUGUUUCGCAAGCCACGGUCAACUAACUGUGGUCCAGGACAUGCGCCAGUUUAUCUCAAUGUGUAUGACUUGACACCCAUGAAUGGCUAUGUCUAUUGGGCGGGCCUUGGUAUCUUUCACUCUGGUGUUGAAGUACAUGGUGUAGAAUAUGCAUUUGGAGCUCAUGACUAUCCUACGAGUGGUGUUUUUGAGGUGGAACCUCGGCAAUGUCCGGGCUUCAAGUUCAGGAAAUCAAUAUUCAUUGGGACCACGUGCUUAGAUCCCAUUCAGGUCAGAAAUUUCAUGGAGCAGCAUGCUGCAAGCUACCAUGGUGAUACAUAUCACUUGAUAGUUAAAAAUUGCAACCAUUUCUGCAAAGACAUUUGUUACAUGUUAACGGGGAAACCAAUUCCAAAAUGGGUAAAUCGACUAGCAAAAAUAGGUUCAAUCUGCAACUGUAUACUUCCCGAAUCUCUCAAGAUAUCUGCUGUGCGGCAUGAUCCUGAUGACCAAUCUUAUGAUAGUGAUAGGAGAAGGUUGAGAAGUGCUUUCAGCUGCUUGUCUUCAAUCUCAAUGCGACAAAAGCAGCUAUCAACUUCUUCAAUGUUUCUACAAUCACCCUUGAAAGGCUGCCUUCCAUGGGAGCUGAGAAGGUCUGUAAAUGGAUCCUUGAAGGAAAGAUAAAAUGCAUGGAGAGUUUCUUUAGCAUCUGUGGAUACUUUGUCCAUGAGCUAAUGGGGGCAAAGGCUGAAAUGAAUGGUUCUGUGUCAUGAUUGUGUUGCUAGUCUGGUGUGAAAAAAGAUUAAGAUGCUAAUCCAAUUCUUCUUAGCCUGAGAAGAAGCUUGCCUGAUCAACCCAGACGCCCUCAUUUGAGUGUUCUAAGUUGUGCUUCAUCUUUUAUUAUUAUUAAUGGCUGGCAAUUACCACUUGUCUUUA